AGACUUAGUCUGGUCACACCGCUGGCCAUAUGUUCAUUUGCGAGAGAGCGAGCGAGACGCGCGUUGUGUCGGUAAAAAUAGUGUUCUUUCGCCAAGAAAAAAUAAUUCCGCUGAAACGUAUUACAACAAUAUGUGUGUGCUUCGGUGAUGUUUGGAUAUAAAGUAACAAUUACUAAAUACGGCAUGGAAUAGUUGUAAAGUGAUAAGUGCAUAACAACACUCAUGCAUAACUUGACGUUCUAACAACAACACUUAGAACGAACGACGAGCGAAAGGGAGUGAAUAAAGAAAAAAGUACAAAAACAAUUAAAAGAUGAGUAUAUCGCGUGGUGGCAGCACGGCGCUGGAUUUAGCGCCGCUGCUCGAUGCCAGCAACAACAGCGAUAACAGCGACACUGAGGCAAAAUCAAAUGGAGCCCUGUUGAAUGCUUCUUCUAGUCACAGUCAUAGGGACAAGGAGCGCGAGCGAGACAGAGAACGCGAGGAAGCCGAUUCAGCGGUAUUUGUAAAGAAGGUUGGCAGCGCCGUUUUCUAUGGCAUCUCGUCAUUCAUGAUUACAGUGGUCAACAAAACCGUGCUGACCUCAUACGCCUUCCCCUCGUUCCUGUUCCUUAGCCUGGGCCAAUUAACCGCCAGCAUUGUGGUGCUGGGCGCCGGCAAACGUCUGAAGCUGGUCAACUAUCCGCCGCUACAGCGUAAUACGUUCGCCAAGAUCUUUCCGCUGCCCUUGAUCUUCGGUUUCAACAUGAUCUUUGGCCUGGGUGGCACCAAAGCGCUUAGUCUGCCAAUGUUUGCGGCACUGCGUCGUUUCUCCAUCUUGAUGACAAUGCUGCUGGAGCUAAAGAUACUCGGUGUACGCCCCACAACAGCUGUUCAGAUUAGUGUUUAUGCCAUGAUUGGUGGCGCAUUGAUAGCUGCCUCGGAUGAUCUGUCCUUCAUGCAAGGCUACACGUAUGUGAUGAUAACCAAUGCGCUGACCGCCUCCAAUGGCGUGUACGUGAAGAAGAAACUGGAUACCUCGGAGAUUGGCAAAUACGGUUUAAUGUUCUACAAUUCAUUGUUCAUGUUCUUGCCGGCGUUGCUGAUUAACUAUUUCACGGGAGAUCUGCAGAAAGCGUUGGAUUUUCCCAGCUGGAAUGAUCCCGCAUUUGUGCUGCAAUUCCUGCUCAGCUGUGUCAUGGGCUUCAUACUCUCCUACAGCACCAUUGUGUGCACGCAAUUCAAUUCGGCGCUGACCACAACGAUUGUGGGUUGCCUCAAGAACAUUUGCGUCACAUAUCUGGGGAUGUUUAUUGGAGGCGAUUAUGUGUUCUCGUGGCUCAACUGCAUUGGCAUCAACAUCAGCGUAAUGGCCAGUUUGCUGUACACAUACGUGACCUUCCGGCGGAAGCAAGCACCGGACAAGCAAUCCCAUCUGCCCAGUUCUCGCGGAGAGAGUGUCUAGUAAAGAGAGAUAUAUAUGAAGAAAAGAGGAAGAAAGAGAGAGAGAGAGAGAGAGCAAUUCUGCCAAAGCCAUAAACGUUUGUUUCUACCAAUAGAGAGGAGAAUUGAGAGAUCAGAGUUCAGAUCUGUGUAACUAGCAUUAUAAUUGCAAUUGUACAUAUGUAGUUAUGUAUUUAAACAUAUUUCAUUAGCUCUUAUGUAAUUUAAAUAUCUUUGUAAAUUUACUACUCUAUGCUGAGCCACAAAAACCAUUAUUAUAAUUAUAAUAAUAGUAAUUUAAAAGUGUCAUAAGUUAAGAGAAUGAAACGCAGACGUAAUCACCUCCAACAUAACAAUAGAUAAACGAUAAUUGAAUCUAAAUAUAUUUGUAAAAUGUAGCACACCAAUUUGUUGAUGUAGCCCACAGCACAACUUGAUAAGAUUGCCAUGCGACACAGAGAAAGAGAGCAGACGAUGAUAAGAUAUGGAAGCUACUGAAAUACCCUUUUUCAUUUCGCACAUUUCUCUAUGUACAUAUGUAAGUGCUUAAGUCGUGAAAAUAAUACCACGUUUUAUUGUUAAUCAUGUUAAAUCCCCUUAAAUUGACCACAAGAAUUAAUUUGUUUACUUUUCAAUAAUCGAUAUUUAUAAAUAAUUGUGCAAUAGCUGAACGUGUUAAUUUAAGUAAAAGAUUCUUUUUCCCAUAUAUAUUUUUAUCCCAUUUAACGCGAGUUUAAAUCUUUACAAAAUUAAGUUCAAAUUAAAAAUAGAAUUGAGAAUUUGUUUUCAGUUCUAUAAAUCAUUUUUCUUUUCUUUUUCUGAUUGAACUUGUUUCUGAUAAUUGUUGCCUUGUAAUCUUAAAUUUGAACAUAAUGUUUAAUUGAGCAAAAGUUGAAGUUAGUUUCUUAAUUGACGUUAAAGUUUUUAGUUCCUACAUAAGAUUUGAUUAGUUUUUCUUUAUAAUCUCAGUCAGCUAUAAAGCCAAGAGUGCGUUCAAAUGCAAAUUUCCAGUUUCAAGUUAUGAUACUAUUGUUAGAUGAAACGGAAGUCUAUUUCCUUAUAAUUGCGUUGAUAAACCCGAAUCUAAGACCUCUAUAAAAUGGUUUCAGCUUCAACUAUUACACUCUUAUCUUGGAGCACUGCAAUGCUUAUCUCGUCUAAAUAUGAUUAAACUACAUAUGUUCGUGUAUAUAUUAUAAUUAUAUAUUCAAAACUAAUCUUAUAUAUAGUACUCUUAUGUAUAUUCAUGUGUCAACUGUGCAAAUUACUCAUCGGAAAAAAAACAAGAAAAAAGCAACGAAAAUAAUAAAAAAUUGAAAUAACUAAA
Molecule: messenger RNA, 2749 nt
Organism: Drosophila albomicans
Lineage: Eukaryota; Metazoa; Arthropoda; Insecta; Diptera; Drosophilidae
Gene: frc
Product: UDP-sugar transporter UST74c
Exons: 1
Coding region: 314-1444 (376 amino acids)
Cellular component (GO): Golgi apparatus
Molecular function (GO): GDP-fucose transmembrane transporter activity; antiporter activity
Source: RefSeq, a predicted model, not a curated record